AUGCAAUAUAAAAAGUUUUUUUUAACAUAUUGCAUAAUUUCUAGACAAGUAGUACAAUCGAAAAAAAUGGAUAUUUUACGACAUUUUCAAAAUAUUUCUUGGUGUAAGCCAGAUUGGUGUUAUCCAAGUAUGGGUAAAGAAACAAAUGAAUUAUUACGACAGUGCAUAGAUUUGCCCACUUUCAAACUUUCUGAUGAUCUAGAGGAAAUCAUUAAAAAGAGCAAAGCAUUUCCUAUACCAUUUCCUAUAGAAACAGUCAGGUUGGAAAAGUUAAAAGUUCGUAAAUCACUUGAAAAGUUAAAAAGGAAUGUUACGUCUACAUAUCCUUUAAUACAUGAAAGAGUAUUACUUUUGAUGACACAUUUUCUAAUCUACAAAAGAGAAUUCGGCUCAAACAUUGAAAAGACAUUGUACAAAGAUAUGACAGUACCAGAAUUGAUAGAGAGGCUGUUGAAAAAACGAGCCGUGUCUUUUAUGAAUCCUAAUGAUGAAUAUUUGUUGUUAAGUGGAGAACAAGAUGAAGAAGGUUGGGAACAAGUAGGCACCAUACACCAAAAACCACCUUUGAUAUUAGAAAACUGUCUGAGCUAUGACGAGAUGAAGCUCUCAGCUAUGGUGUAUGUAAGUGGAUACACUGAAUGUAUUAAUGAUGGGGAGAGACGUAACAGUGGUGUUAUCAAUGAGGAUAAUGCUGAAGACGACGCUGUUAUAAUUGGUCUUAUUGGUCCACGUUUCGAACGUCGUGGUAAAAUGGACUAUGAGGACAUAUUGAUAACCGAACACCAGAACUCUCUAGAACACGGGUACGGGGAAGAAGUGACCCCUACCACGUGUCUCAAUGUAUUGAAAACUACAUAUGUGAGGAACAAUCAGUCCGCAAGACAUAUGUGGAGGCAAAUGUGGUCGGAGUUUUAUCAGGUACAUAGUUAUACGUAUGAAGAAUUAUCCUCUUACAUAACAAUACAAGACAAAGAUGAAGAUCAACGUUAUAUGGACAGAUACGUGAAACGUCCCAAUACUGAGCACAUAUUUGAUAAUGAAGUGUAUUACAAACGUUUGAAUAUAAUAGCUGAGUGUACUCUAUUAGAAGCCGAGCAUAGAGCAAGGGAGAGUGGAAGGAACGCGUUUGUAAAUGUUAUUGGAUGUGGUCUCGGAGUAUGGAAAGUGUCCCCCCAUCAACCAGAUGUCUACAUUUUAACGUUUUUGGAAAGAAUUCGUGCUUUUCUUAAGAAAGAUUUAUUAAACCACGUCACAGAUGUUAACUUUGCAUAUAUCAAGACAAGUCCCGGUAUUACAGCAUUAUUCACCAAUUCGACAGUCCAAAGUGACUCCCCAGUUGAGAAACAAAUAUUCUUCGAAAGUAAAAGACAUCCUAAAGGUGGUAUUAAUGUUCAAAUGGAAAAUAGAGAGCCGUCAGCGAAAUUAACAGGCGAGCAUGAGGGGAAGUUACUCGUUAUAACAUACCCCUGGGAUGGUAAUGCACACCCUGGAAAUGAAUUUUGGCUUGGCAACCUAACUGGUUCAGGCGAUCCGGCCGCCGCUUGUUCGACACAAGUGGCAGAAUUACACAACGCUCAUAUAAAUCCCGCUGUCAGUGGAUAUAACACACGCGUUGUCGGUCGAGACGGAUUGAAAACCUUGUCCGAAUAUUGUGUAACUUUGAAUACG
Brenthis ino (lesser marbled fritillary) is the source of this 1668-nucleotide messenger RNA. Lineage: Eukaryota; Metazoa; Arthropoda; Insecta; Lepidoptera; Nymphalidae. The record is from the annotation of a GenBank genome assembly.